Messenger RNA from Cryptococcus amylolentus CBS 6039, 2212 nucleotides. RefSeq lists its product as hypothetical. Bases 326 to 2188 code for a protein of 620 amino acids. Lineage: Eukaryota; Fungi; Basidiomycota; Tremellomycetes; Tremellales; Cryptococcaceae. Gene Ontology annotation, molecular function: DNA-(apurinic or apyrimidinic site) endonuclease activity; zinc ion binding; DNA binding. Gene Ontology annotation, biological process: base-excision repair. The transcript has 5 exons. Gene Ontology annotation, cellular component: mitochondrion; nucleus. The record is from RefSeq and is a predicted model, not a curated record.
CCCCCCUCAAACUCGGAAUUCUACUAAUGCAUGCGACUUUUCGGCUUUAAUCGAACGGUGCACACAGCCAGGCCCCGAUACCACCCAGAAAUGCCAGCACAGACCUUUGACGGCGCGCCUAACCACGAAUCAAAUUUGCGGCGGACGAUCGAGACUUGGUAGGCGAACGAACGCUGAAUGGCGGCUGUUAAGCUCACGAGGCGGUAGAAUGUUCGAGGAAAGGGACUUUCUCCUCUCUCCCUCCACCAUCGCCUUCCCCUUCCCCUAAUCUCAGGUCUUGUCCAGGUCAAGAGGACAGAAAGCAUCUCAGCAACCGUCGCCCGGGAUGCCUGCCCCAGAGUCGAGCUCUCCGACGGGCUUUUCCUGGCUGGACAUAUUCGACGAUCUCCCUUCCCAAUCACCUCAUAUCCCGCCUCCAACUCCCUCACCGCUAUCUCUCCCCGCAUCUCCCCCCUCGCGUACCUCUGCUGGCCAGGGGCACGCCGCGUUUGCCCAGAGCGAGCUGUGGGAGGAUGGAUGUCUUCCCUCUGGGACUAGCAGUUGCUCUACAGGUGCCGACAACCGUCUUUCCCUAGCCUCACAAUGCCUGCUCCCCGCCGCUGCCGUGGCACCCCUCACUCCACCGCUCGGUCUCGCCGCUUUCCCCUCCACUCCAGCCAGCUCUAUCCCUGCUCUAUCCUACAGCAAUUCGCCUGGUUCCCCCGGAAACAUCAUCCAAACUCCUCGGGUGUGCCAUUCGCUUUUGGAGCCUAUCAUGGCGGACCCAGAUGACAAUCCCUUCGUCGCCUUCAAGUCUCAUGGCGAACAAGACGGGCCGCCGGUGGUUGCACGCCCCAAACGACCGCACCCUCCCACCUUCCAGCUUCCCCAGGACUGGGUGACAGACACUCCUACCCCCAUUCGCUUUCACGCCGAUACAUGCGACAUUCCUGAACGACCCAUCUUCCCUCCUCCCACUGUCCCCAUCGCUCGGGCCGACGAGCCCGAAGACGUCAAUGUCGGCCUGCGAUGGCUGGCGCACAUGCCCAGCUCCGGCGGGCUCCUACCUUCUAUAGCCCGCCUCCGAGAGUCAAUGGAAGAUGCGCCCAUUGUCUGGUCCAAUAUAUUGGGCAUCAGCACGUACAUCAACAAUCCCAAGCGGCGGGUCUGCUGUGCCCCGACACAGUCCACGGCGCCGGCGCCCUCGGCUGAUUGCUCGGCUUUCCAAAGUGAGAUGGAUGAGCUCAUGGAGGACUGGAGAGAGACAAGUAUGGUGCAUGGGGUCUAUACCGUGAACCUUUUGAGCAGUGAUCCCGAGGUCCUCGAGAGGUCGAAAGUUAGUGUUAUCGAGGAGAUGAGACAAGCGCGCGACCUAGGAUUUCGGGCCCUUAUCAUACACCUUGGAUCCGAAGGCCAAGGAGUGAAAUCUUCCUCCCAUCGCCACCAAACCCUUUUGCGCCUCAUUCCAACCCUUCAAAACAUCAUAUCCUCCGUCCCUGACGUCACGCUCGCCCUCGAAAACACUUGCCACUCCUCCCCCUCUUCCCUCACUAACCUCGCCUCUAUUAUCGAAAUUUUGACUCAUUUUCCACCGUCUCGGCUGAAGCUCUGUCUCGACCUCUCGCAUUUGUACGUAAACGAGUUGGAUUUGAAUGAGGUGGAAGGAAGGAAUGCGAUGUGGGAGCUGUUGGAUCGCGUUGGGUGGAAGAGAGUGGUAGGGGUGCACGUGAGCGACAAUCACGUUGAGCAUGGCGGGAAAGGUGACAGACAUGCGAAUAUCGGCUGCGGCCACAUCACUCCGUCGUCCUUUCGAUCCAUCCUCUCGCAACCAUUCUUCAAGACCGUCCCACUCCUCCUCGAGUCUCCCCCCUACUUCAAAAACUUUGUUGUACCCUCCGAGUCCAUCCGCCGCAUGCCCCGGUACGCCACCCAGAUAAUCACUCUCGAGCACGAACGCUCUGCUCUUGAACGGGGCAUCAUAGAGUGCAUGAUUCAUCUAUCUGAUGACGAGUGGUACGAGGAAGAGGUCUGUUUAUGGGCCACCUACAAUGGGAUGAGGAAGGCGGUGGAGAGGAAGAUCUACAACAUCGUGAAGAAACAAGGUGGAGGGAUUUGGAAAUCAUUUUCGAAGGGGAGGAAGAAAGUAGUCGAGCAGCUCAGAGCGACAGAGGGCGCAAAGCGAAAGAAGAAGAAUAGUGCAAAACGAUGAAUUCCGAUUGGUGCGAGAAAAACA